AAACUCUUUAUUUUAUUUUUUUUCGAAGAGUUAUUCAAUGGUGGCUCCACACCAAUUUCCUUGUGGUUUCCAACUCUAUUCCUAAAUAUUUGUUUCCCUUAUCAAAGUCCACCAUGUUUAUCUCCAACCACAAUGCUUCACCUUCAAACAACCUUCUUUUGAUCUAAUAUACCUUCUUUUGCCUAUGGUGAUCAUGGACUUGGAUUUUGAAAGACAUAGCAAAAGAAGAAAAACCAAGCUUGAAGAUGAUCCACAAACAACUGGAAUGGAGCUUCUACCGAGGGAGAUUGCUCAAGAUAUACUUUCAAGAUUGCCCAUCACUUCUUUGGUGAAAUUCAAGUGUGUAUGCCGAGCUUGGCGUGCCAUGGCGCUGGACCCUGAGGUUGUAAAUUUAUAUCUCUCUUGCUCAACUCAGGAAACAGAUCCUUGCGUAAUCCUUCACUGCGACUUUCCCAUCAGAAACAAUCUUUACUUCGUUGAUUUCGCUGCCCACGAAGAAGAAAAGGAGAAGGUGAAAAGAAUUCGAGCACCUUUUUCUUCUAUGAUGCCGGAGUUUGAAGUGGUAGGUUCCUGUAAUGGUUUACUAUGCCUAUCCGACUCGUUGUUCAACGAUUCUCUUUAUAUCUAUAAUCCUUUCACGGGCAGAUAUAAAGAGCUGCCAAAAUCCUUGCAGUAUCCUGAUCAAGAAGUGGUGUUUGGGUUCGGUUUCAAUCCCAAGACUAAUGAAUACAAGGUAAUUAGGAUUGUGUAUUAUAGGAAUGGGCAUGGCAGAUACCCUCGGUCACGUAGAAUCAUUUAUCCACUAUCACAAGUCCAAAUCUUAACACUAGGCUGCCCUGGAUGGCGAAGUCUAGGCAAAGUGUCAUACCGGCUAGUUCGCCGGGCAUCAGAGACCCUGGUUAAUGGAAGGCUUCACUGGGUUAGCCGACCGUGUAGAAACAAGCCUGCCCGCAGGCUGGUCUCAUUCGACUUGACCGAUGAGCAAUUCCGAGAAGUCCCGAAACCGGACUGCGGUGGCCUAAAUAGGUGCGACUAUCAUCUAGCGGUUCUGAGAGGCUGUCUCUCUGUUGCUGUUUAUUGCAAUUAUGGAAGACUGGAGAUCUGGGUCAUGAAGGAGUACAAUGUGAAGGAGUCAUGGGUUAAAGAAUACAAUAUUGGAGCGUACAUGCCAAAGGGUUUGAAGCAAAAUCUUGUCCGACCUCUGAAGAUAUGGAAGAAUGCCUCAAAUGGAAGGGCUGUUAGAGCUCUAUGCGUGUUGAAGAAUGGUGAAAUCCUGCUGGAGUAUAAGAACAGAGCUCUGGUUUCUUAUGACCCAAAGAAGGGAAAAUUUAAGGAUAUCGACUUACAAGGGACGCCAAAAUGGUUCCAAACAGUAGUUCAUGUGGGCAGCCUGAACUGGAUUGAUACUCCAAGUGACUAGCACAGCCAUGGAUCGGGUACUUCUCCCUUCGUGAGUUGAUCUCUCCUUGUCCUGAAACAAAAAAAAAAUCUGUUUCUGUUUCAAUUGUUCGCUUUUAUCAUUAGGUUCUCAUUAGACUAUCAAACCCCACACGCAUUUACAGACUCCAAUAAUCAAAGUAUAUUGGCGUGUAUGAAUAUUGAAUAUUAAUAUUGGAUCGAUUGCAAUGCAAGAGAAUAUUUAUGUCUCA
This is a messenger RNA of Populus trichocarpa (black cottonwood), 1649 nucleotides long. RefSeq names its product F-box protein At3g07870. Gene Ontology annotation, molecular function: protein binding. Bases 185 to 1420 code for a protein of 411 amino acids. The record is from RefSeq and is a predicted model, not a curated record. Lineage: Eukaryota; Viridiplantae; Streptophyta; Magnoliopsida; Malpighiales; Salicaceae. The transcript has a single exon.